Molecule: messenger RNA, 1116 nt
Organism: Cryptococcus amylolentus CBS 6039
Lineage: Eukaryota; Fungi; Basidiomycota; Tremellomycetes; Tremellales; Cryptococcaceae
Product: uracil phosphoribosyltransferase, variant 2
Exons: 13
Coding region: 87-728 (213 amino acids)
Source: RefSeq, a predicted model, not a curated record
GCCAAAUUCUCAGUAGCAUUCAACAGCUAGCAAAGCCACCCAUCUCCACCCGUUCACUCCCCUGGAUUCAAGUAUCACUCCCAGCCAUGUCCUCCUCGCGCAUCACCACCUGCCUCCCCGCUUCAGGCAGCAACAUCCACAAGGCAGAACUCCCAGACAAUGCCUUGGUCCUUCCCCCCACUUCCCAGCUCCAGUCGCUUCUCACAAUCAUUCGUGAUGAACAAACUCAAAGGGGUGACUUUGUCUUUACUUCUGACAGGAUCAUUAGAUUGCUUGUUGAGGAAGGCUUGAACCACCUCCCCGUCAUUCCCAAGAAGGUUGUUACCCCCGUCGGCAAAGAGUUUGAAGGUGUCGCUUUCCAAGGCAGAAUCUGUGGUGUUUCUAUCAUGCGAGCUGGAGAGGCUAUGGAGGCUGGUCUUCGUGAUUGCUGUCGUUCUGUCCGAAUCGGCAAGAUUCUGAUUCAGCGGGACGAAGAGACCACUCUUCCCAAGCUCUUCUACGCUAAAUUGCCCGAUGACAUUGCCCAACGAUACGUUCUCCUCCUAGACCCCAUGCUUGCCACAGGUGGAUCUUGCAUCAAGGCGAUCGAAGUCCUUUUGGACCACGGCGUGCAAGAGGAAAAGAUUCUCUUCCUCAACUUGGUAAGUUCUUUUCAGCGCUAUCCUACGAGUCCCACUCUCCCGAAGGAAGUGGAAUGGCGCUGCCCUUCGGCAAUGGUGCUGAUGUAGAAACAGAUUGCUUCCCCCGAGGGUAUCAAGAAGGUCUGCACUCGAUUCCCCAAACUCACCAUCAUCACCGCCUGGGUCGAUGAGGGACUCGACAGCAACUCUUACAUUGUCCCUGGUCUCGGAGACUUUGGAGACAGGUACUUCUUGUAAUGUAAUCCUUUACAUAUAUUUUGGCCCUGGCUGCAUGUCAUUCUUCUUGCAAUCAUGGAAGCAUGCAUAUGGUUCUCUAUGCUUCAACCUGGGAAUGUGGGCAAUGUGGCGGUUCGGUGGGCAAGGGCUCGGGAUCAAUUAUUUUGCCACACGAAAUACCUCCGUAUCCCCGCGUCCCUUACGAGGCCCACUGAAAAACAGUCAGCUGUCAGAUUUUUUCUUGUCUCGCAACCCAUCU